GCACUGGUGGUGAAACAAUGAAAAUGUAAAAAAGGAAAAUAAAAUAAAACAAAUAUAUAUUCAACAUUUUACGAGGGCGCCAAUCUUCAUCUCCGGGUUUAGGGUUUUACGAACCAACCAUUUUGCACAGUAUACCUACCAAGGCGCAAAAUAUCUCUCUCCAAAACCCAUGGCAUUUUGGGGAGUUGAAAUCAAACCUGGAAAGCCUUUUACUCACCAAUACGAUGCUUCCAGAGGACGCCUCCACAUUUCAAUGGCCACUUUGGGACUUGGCACUGCAAUUACGAAAAGCACACUGCAAUGUAAUGUGGGAAACAAAAGCCCUGUUUUUCUUUGCGCUCUUUAUCCUGGAAAAACCGAGUCGUUGCAGUUGAAUUUGGAGUUUGAAGAAGAUGGUAAUGUUGUUCUCUCCGUCAUUGGCCCUCGGAGUAUUCAUCUCUGCGGUUAUUAUCUUGCACGUGGAAACUAUGCCAAUACUAUGGAUGAAUCGGAAUCAUAUGGAGAAGAUAUAGCUGAUACUGAAACAGAGAGAUCCGAUCACAGUGAUGAAGACGACUACGAUGAUAGUUUUAUUGAUGAUGGUGGUGAUACAGGUUUCCCAAAAUCUCCUAUUUCCAAUGAAGAGGAAGCUUCUUCUGAUAGCGGUCGAAAAGUUAAAAAAGGAAGCCGAAGAAGGCUGAGGAAGAAGUACCAGUUGGUAGAGUCAGACGACGAUGACUGUCGUGAAGAAAAGAAAAUUGUCAACGACAACAUGCAUGUUGAAUCUCAGGAAGUUGAUGUCGAAGAUAGUCUACCAAUUUCAUCUAUUUGCAAGAAUAAAGCCUCUGGAAGGGUCUUGGAUCAAGAAAUGGAUGAUAAUGUUGAUAAAGAAACAGUUGAUGCUGGCAACAAAGAUGGUCAAGAACCUGAGGAUAAUACUAUUCAAACAACGUUGAAAACUGACAAUGUUGUUGUGGACAGUCAGACUCAUAGCAGGGAAGCUGAACCUUCAGAUCAAUUGGUAGAUCCCUGCCCUGUUCUGGAUGUUGGGGAUAUUAAAAAGUCAAAAAAGAAAAAGAAGGAAAAGGAAAAAGAAACAAAGAGUUCUGGUAAUGGCCAUUCCACCGAAUUAGGCAGUGCUGUGCAAGAUGAGGCAAAAAUAAACAUGACUCAGGAUCUUCUGGCAGGAAAUCAACAGAACCAGCAGCAAGCUGAUGAUAAGAAAGUUGAAACCACGGAUAGAAUACUACCUUCCUCACAGGUUGGUCAAGGACAGGAUGAAAAACCAAAGAGAAAAAGGAAGGAACGGUCCAAGGAUGAGACACUUCUUACUGCUGGCGGCGCUUGUAUUAGCAAUGUUAUUAACCCGCCUCAGGGAAAUGAACACAAUAGUCAGGACACGGUUAAUGGCAGGGAUGUUAAGAUUUCAGACAUUGUUGCAUUACCUUCCACUGAAAUGGAUUCUCAAAAGAAAACAAAGAAGAGAAAGAAAGAGCAUUUAAACAAAGCUUCACAGCCUGAAGGUGACAAUGGAAAUGGUGAAGCCAACAAAGAGAGAGUAGAGUCCGAUAGUCUGAUUGAUAAGUUUUCUGAAAGGAAAGAGCAACAUCCAAAGCUUACAGUUGAAAACAAUGUUGACCUCGAUGGAAAUCAUCAAUCUGAAGACAAGAAAGUUAAGAAAAAGAAGAAGAAAAGUAAAAGCCAGGGCAUUGAAGUUGUAAAUUCUGACGUGCCUGCAUCCGUUGAGCCAAGUACUGAGAUGGUGAAAGAGGAUGGAAAUCACAUGGAGGAUGCAGAACCUUCCCAAGUUAGAACAUUGUCAGAUGGACUAGUUAUUCAAGAGCUAGAGACUGGGAAAACAAAGGGGAAAAUUGCUGCAUUAGGGAAAAAGAUCAGCAUCAAUUACACUGGCAAGUUGAAGGAAAAUGGAGUGGUGGUUGAGUCAAAUGCUGGCGAAGCUCCUUUCAAAUUUCGCCUUGGUAAAGGAGAAGUGAUUAAGGGUUGGGAUAUUGGCCUUGAAGGCAUGCAAGUUGGAGAAAAGAGAAGACUUAUGAUUCCACCAUCAUUGUCGUCUAAGAAAGAUGGAGACAGUGGCAGCAUACCACCAAAUUCAUGGUUGGUUUAUGACUUCGAACUAGUUAAAGUUCACUGAUUAUUCCUUCCAACUGACCCGUUGAUGGUCAUGUUUGAGUGAAUAUGGGAAAUAUGAGUCAGGAGGCAGUUUAGCUGGGCAAUCAAAAACCGGAUUCAGCUGUAUGAUAACAGUUUUUUGUUGAAUCUCUUGUAGUUUUGCCCCGGCUAUAGGGAAGAGUUGGUUUACACUUGCAACCAAGUCCAAAGUUUUGCUUCUUUCAGUUACUAUCUACAGACCAAAAACCAUUUGAGUUGAGGGUGAAAGUAAUUAUGGUAUUUAGACAUAUACAUUUGGUUGCUUUCCUUUUUGUUCUAAAACAGAAAAAUUUAUGGACACUUUCCCUUUCCGUGUCUCAACAUAUAAGGCUGAAUUGAGUUACAUUUGAUCACAA
Messenger RNA from Lathyrus oleraceus (garden pea), 2504 nucleotides. Its product is annotated as peptidyl-prolyl cis-trans isomerase FKBP43. The transcript is spliced from 13 exons. The record is from RefSeq and is a predicted model, not a curated record. NCBI's taxonomy places the organism in Eukaryota, Viridiplantae, Streptophyta, Magnoliopsida, Fabales, Fabaceae. The coding region runs from base 170 to 2131 and encodes 653 amino acids. Gene Ontology annotation, molecular function: peptidyl-prolyl cis-trans isomerase activity.